GGCAUUUCGGGCGUCAGAAGGCAGUGCAAGGGGCAAGAAUGCCUCAGAUUGUGUUUUAUCGGACCGGGCCGGGGUCAGCCCAGAGGAAACCCUAAUUCUCAUGCUGCCAUGAGAAAUCUACGCCGACAGCGACACACCGCAUAUGUUAAACCGAUGAGUUUAGGGUUACAUCAGAUGACCUUUUCCUGACCCGAAUCCUGGAAUCAGUUUUCGCGUUCCAGACCAAGUGGUUACACAGGAGGUUGCCAAGCAACCGUAGAACGUCGUGUCAGUUUCAGAAUGUUGAAACACAACGUUCCCAAGGAGAAUGAAUGGAUGGCUCAGGAUCCUGUGAGGGAGGAAUGUUUAGACUCGUCCUUGUUAUCUUUUUUGUUUAAAAAAUACAGGUGAAGUUACAUUCGCUGUUAGGCGGGGUGGGGGAGAGCCGUGGUUUCGAAUCGGAGAUGUCCUCAGGUCGAUUAAAAUCGUCUCAGGCCAGCAGCAGCCCACCCCUUCAUUCUGCCAAGGGGACAGGGGAGAAGCUUUGGAAGUACAGGGUCGAGGUCGAUCGCGGCAAGAAGAGGUUGAAACUAAAGGGCAGGGAGCUGCUGUCGGUGCCUCAGGAGAUCUUCGACCUUGGGGAGCUGCAAGUGCUGGAGAUGAGCCCGGAACGCGAGAGCUGUCUGAGUUACAGGAUCAGCGGGGUCCCUCGGGCCCUCGGGCGCCUGAGCAACCUGACCGUGCUGAGGCUGGACACCAACGAGCUGAGGGAAAUCCCGCCCGAGAUCGGAGCCCUGCACAAGCUGGAAACGUUGACCCUCAGCAACAACCGCCUGAGCCGCCUCCCGGCCGAGGCCGAGAGGUUGCAGCGGCUGCAGAACCUGCAUCUGGCCAACAACAACUUCCAGGAGCUGCCCGUGCAGGUCUGCCAACUUCGGCGCUUGUCCUUUCUGGACGCCAGCGACAACAAGAUAGAGACCAUCCCCGCCAGCAUCGGUAACCUGGAGCGCUUGGAGACCUUACUGCUGUGUUUCAACGCGCUGCAGAGCCUGCCCGACUCCAUCUGCACUCUUGGGCGCCUGUGCACCCUGUGGCUGGGGAAGAACCAGCUCAGGAGCUUGCCCAGCCAGUUCGGGCAGCUGGUGAACUUAGAAUGGGGUCGGAGUCACUGCUCCUCAAACUUCGAGAACAAUCCGCUGGAAUCUCCCCCUCCUGAGAUCUGCAGAGGUGGCCCUGAGGAGAUCAGCCGCUAUUUUGCUGCUGUGGGAUGAAGACCCAGAGCCCGUGGGCAACUUAAACUGACUAUUAAUACCACGCCUGGGCUAUCUAUGAACUGCGGUGAACUGAUCAGAAGCGAUGCAUGCAAAAAUAGAGAUAGUAGGAACUGCAGAUGCUGGAGAAUCUGAGAUAGCAAGGUGUAGAGCUCAAUGAACACAGCAGGUCAAGCGGCAUUAGAGGAGCAGGAAGGCUGACGUUCGGGUUUACACCCUUCUCCAGAAAAGAACUGCGAUUUGUAAAUCGGAGGCUGCACUUUUGUGUCGUCCAGAAGUAGUCAUUAGGUUACAUUGCUCUGGAGCGCGCCCUGUGGGAAGAUGUUAAAAUGUCUGCUUCUUGGGCAAUGUACCCUGAAUUUACAGUCUAACAGAGCUGAGCCAAAAUGCAGCGUCAGACCUGCGUUGGCAUUGAACCUGUAAAGUAUUCAGCAGCAACUGGUCGCCCGUGUGUACGCUCCAGCUGAUGCCUGAGAGGGCUUGGCAACUGCACUUCAAAAAUACUUCAGUGGCUGCAAAGCAUUUUCCUCCUGAAAGGGGCUCAUUGUUUUCCCUACCCCGUCACAGGCAGAUCCUGGCAGGCUGGAGGAACAAGAUCAACUGGACAUUGCCAGGUUGUAUUGUUUUUACCCCUACCUUCUUCCUCAGCAGGUGUUAAGGUGUUGAGAAGUUUUCUUCCUAUUUUGCAGGCACGCUCAUAAAUCUAACCCUUAAAAAUAGCUGGUCUCGGGCAACCAAACAAAUGAAUGGAACAAAAACAAAGUUGCUGGAAAAGCUCAGCAGGUCUGGCAGUAUCUAUGAAGGAAAAAGAGUUAACGU
Molecule: messenger RNA, 2069 nt
Organism: Stegostoma tigrinum
Lineage: Eukaryota; Metazoa; Chordata; Chondrichthyes; Orectolobiformes; Stegostomatidae
Product: leucine-rich repeat protein lrrA-like
Exons: 1
Coding region: 444-1250 (268 amino acids)
Molecular function (GO): protein binding
Source: RefSeq, a predicted model, not a curated record